This is a messenger RNA of Clarias gariepinus (North African catfish), 526 nucleotides long. It is a transcript of the gene ndufa5, whose product is annotated as NADH:ubiquinone oxidoreductase subunit A5. The coding region runs from base 54 to 404 and encodes 116 amino acids. Gene Ontology annotation, biological process: respiratory electron transport chain. Lineage: Eukaryota; Metazoa; Chordata; Actinopteri; Siluriformes; Clariidae. The transcript is spliced from 5 exons. The record is from RefSeq and is a predicted model, not a curated record.
CUGACGUCAUCUAACGGCGCCGGAAGUGAGUGGAGCGCGGACGGCUGGCGGUUAUGGCUGGUGUGAUUAAGAAGACCACAGGCUUGGUGGGCCUCGCUGUUUCUCUACACCCACAUGAGCGUCUGAGGAUUUUGUACACCAAGAUUUUGGGCUGCGUCCAGGCCAUGCCUCGGGAUGCCGCCUACAGGAAGUACACCGAGCAGCUGAUAACCGAGCGACUCGACCACGUCAAAUCGGAACCUGACGUGGAAAAGCUUGAAAUGAAAAUGAACUGUGGCCAGAUUGAAGAGGUCAUCGCGCAAGCGGAGACAGAGCUGGCCUUAUCCAGAAAGAUGGCAGAAUGGAAACCAUGGGAACCACUGAUCGAAGACGCCCCUGCAAACCAGUGGAAAUGGCCGGUCUAAACUGGCUUUGUGGCUUUAUUCAUACUAGUCAUGCUGUAUGAGAUGUCAACGGGCUUUUUGUUGAUUUCAGGUGUAUUUAUGUUUAAAAAAAAAAAAGAUGAAUAAAUCUUGUAUGUAACAUG